Messenger RNA from Dioscorea cayenensis subsp. rotundata (Guinea yam), 814 nucleotides. RefSeq lists its product as uncharacterized. The transcript has 2 exons. The coding region runs from base 50 to 814 and encodes 254 amino acids. NCBI's taxonomy places the organism in Eukaryota, Viridiplantae, Streptophyta, Magnoliopsida, Dioscoreales, Dioscoreaceae. The record is from RefSeq and is a predicted model, not a curated record.
UUCAUAAUUUUUCUAGGUUUCCCGUUUUGCCCUUGGCGCAAAAAGGGCGAUGACGGCGAGAUACAAGAGGGCGACGGCGCCGUUUGAUGAGACGGCGAGGGCACGGCUGUGGGUCGCCGGAGUACCGGAGCCUGAGAUCGGGGCUGAGAGCUCGCCGGAGCUGGCGGAGCUCGUGGAUUCGUUCUACGAUGAAGGGAGCGGGAAGAGGAGCGAUUUGGGAUCCGUUAAGGGGUUGGAGAAGCUGAGGAUAGCCUUAUCGGAUUCGGGUUCGGAUCCGAUUGCGGACAGGAUCCGAUAUCUCGUUGAGAGUGUUGUUCGGGUUAACGGGUCGGGUUUGGAUGGGUUGAAUUUUCGGAUUGUGAUCCGACUCCGAGAUCACGGGUUUGAUGCUGGGGUUUGCACGUCGGUAGUGCAUGCAUGCAAACAUGAGUACGUGGACGUGAUCACCAGCACCACCACCGCACGAUACAUCGUGGAAACGAAUCUCAAAGCAGAGUUCCAGAUCGCGAGGCCAACAACAGAGUACCUCUCUCUCUUAGAAAUGGUGCCGAAGGUGUUCGUCGGAACGCCGGUGACUCUCCGGACGGUGGUGCAAACCAUGUGCACCGCCGGAGAAGUGUCCAUGAAGUGCAUGGCCAUGCACGUGCCGCCUUGGAGACGGUGGGCCUACGUGCAUGCGAAAUGGAGUGCACCUCAUGUACGUAGUGUUAGUGUUUCUCCGGCGAGGAACUCGUCGCCGGCUCGCCUGAAAGCUUGCAGGGUGGAGAUGGUCAACAAGCUUAAGAGUUUGCCAAUGGCCUCUGGUUUCUUGUAA